This is a messenger RNA of Cladocopium goreaui, 2064 nucleotides long. Lineage: Eukaryota; Dinophyceae; Suessiales; Symbiodiniaceae. The record is from the annotation of a GenBank genome assembly.
AUGUGCCGACAGAUCCGUCCCUUGGUGCAGGGAGGAUGGAGCAUCAAGUGGGAUCUUCCUCAUCAAUGUCAGGGCUUCCCAGCAGAUCCAGUGCAAGUCUUCAGAUACCUGGACGAUGACAGCUCGGGCGAGCUGACCUUGGAGGAGUUGGACCAGGAGGGAAAUGACCUUUGGGCAAACUUUGUUGAAUGGUGUGCGCAGAUCUUUUCUGGAGCCACCGACUUUAUCCAGAAGUUGCUCCCCAAAAAUGGCGACAAAAAGCUGACCGUGGCGCAUUUCGAAGAGGGGAUUGCGAAGUUCGGUUGGUCGCGUGGUUCGGAGUCGUUGCUGUUCAAUGCCGUGAACCUCCGUGGUGACGACGCCAUCGAUGCGUCGGAUCUGAAAUGGUUGGACGUGCAAGCCAAGAGGGCCAAGAUCAAACGAACUGCACGUCAACGAGCCUUGAAAGACAAGAAGAAACAGAACUUCGACACCAAGACGGUCGCGGUGACCAUGGCAGAGUUCAAGAAGCAUCUGAAGCGUUCCUAUGGCAACUUCCUACGUGCUUGGCGUCUGGGUCUGAGCCCCAACGACUCGGUGACCAUUUCCAGGACCCAGUUUCUGACCGCCUGCAGCAACCUGGGCUUCAAAGACGCUGGGAAAGUUCUUUGGCGCGCCUUUGGGAAAGAUGAGCUGAGUCCAGUGUCCUUGGACUUUUUGGAUCCGGAGACCGCACAGGUGCUGGCUCACUUUCAACGUAUGGUGCAGGGGCUUGGGGGCGUGCAGGCAGCCUGGAGAGUCUUCGACAAGAAAGCUGUGAAGCGAGUGAAGCAGCCCGAGUUUCUGGAGGCGAUGAAGACGUUGGACCCUUCCCUGCCUGCAAAACAGCUGUUCAAUGGCUUGGAUACAGACGGCGAUGGUCGACUGGCGGUGGAUGACUUCAAAUUCUUGGAGAAAUGGAAACUUCCAGAGUUCCUCACAGCGAAGCCCAGUGAAGAGGCAAAGGAGGAGGUGAAGAAACAACUUUUACAGGUCUACAAGAGCUACUUGAAAGCCUGGCGCUUGGUUCUUGACGCGAACAAUUUGAACCGCUGCACGUGGCCCGAGUUCCAAGCAGCCUGUCGCAAGAUCGGCUUUCUGGGUGACAUCGCUGGCGCCUGGCGCGCACUGGAUGUAGACCUCUCUGGGAGCAUCACGCUGCAGGAGAUUGACAAAGAGUCCUCCGAGGUGCUGGCCACCUUCAAGGCCUGGGCGGAUGACAACUUCGGCGGCAUCCGCUCGGCCUUCGCCGUCUUCGACGGUGAUGGAUCCAACAGUGUGACCAUGCGCGAGUGGCGCUAUGCCUGUCGCAUCUAUGGCUUCAAUCAAGGGGCCGCCAGCCUCUUCAAACAGCUGGAUGCCGAGGGUAUGGGAUCUCUGUCGCUGGAACAGGUGGCGUUCCUUGAUGAGUGGGACUUCCAGCCCGAGAAGGAAGAUGCCCCACCCAAGCGGGAAGAGACCUCGGUCAAGAGCGUGAUCAAGUCCAACAACUACAGUUUCGCCACCCAGCAGAGCCAGAGCUUGAUGAAGCGCAAAGUGCAGCGACCCCAAGGCCUGGUACCUCCUCCACGGAUCUGUUGGCACAACUUGCCCUGCCAUCGGCAGCGGCCUCCCUCGCGCGGCCCGGGCACUGGCCUCCCAGCAGGAGCGUAUUGCAAGCGCUGCCGGGCACGGGGAGCCUGUCGCCACUUUGCAAGGAUGGAUGGUGUGAGAUCUUUGGCUCCAUCCCAUCGAGCUGCAGGUUAUGAUGUCUUGAUGUCACCAGAUCCAAUGGAACCACCAAUGGUGAAGAUGAGCCGCUUUCGGUGGCUCAAGGAACGACUGCCCCAGGACGUGCUGAAGAAACGUGCCACCACGGAACUACUCCGACCAAAGACCUCCCCGGCGACCGUGGAGUUUGCCUUUGGAAGUCAGGUGCCCCAAGGCGCCCAAAUUCAGCUAGCAGCUGUACAACAGUUUCCGUUGGGCACUGUGGAUUUUCCCAUGCUGUUUAUGGACCACACGUCGCGGCACGUGAUUCACCAGGUCUAUUUUAAGUCUACAUAG